Molecule: messenger RNA, 192 nt
Organism: Colletotrichum spaethianum
Lineage: Eukaryota; Fungi; Ascomycota; Sordariomycetes; Glomerellales; Glomerellaceae
Exons: 1
Coding region: 1-192 (63 amino acids)
Source: RefSeq, a predicted model, not a curated record
AUGUCCCGCGCCGAUAAUGAUCUCAAAGUGGCGAAGCAGGCUCGCGCUGCCCACGCACGUACCGGCUUAGCUGCGGCCAAAGCGAAACGCGACAAGCUCAAGGCCGCCAAGCAGGCGCGUGCCGCACACGCCCGCAGCGCCAAAAAGACCAGUCAGUAUCAUCGGUUUGAUACCGUAACGCGGCUGAUCUAG